This is a messenger RNA of Gamsiella multidivaricata, 5483 nucleotides long. RefSeq lists its product as uncharacterized. Bases 422 to 5407 code for a protein of 1661 amino acids. Gene Ontology annotation, biological process: transmembrane transport. The transcript has 4 exons. The record is from RefSeq and is a predicted model, not a curated record. NCBI's taxonomy places the organism in Eukaryota, Fungi, Mortierellomycota, Mortierellomycetes, Mortierellales, Mortierellaceae.
CUCCCCCCCUCCCCUUUCUUCCUCACCUUGGCCCUAAAUCGCCUUUUUAUUGUCAUGGCAUCCUGAUCCUGGUUCCCCAUCUCCGGUCUUCAAACCUUGUCCUCCUGCCAUCGCAUUCCAUUUCCUCCUCUCAAUUCUUUUUUUUUUUUUUUUUACUCAUUCCGCGCAUUGUCCUUUUUUUUUUGGUCUCGCUGUUCUUCGUCUCCAGUAGGCCAUAUUACCCUGUAUUAAAAUACUUCAGUCUCUCAGCGGCCCCUCUUAUACAAAUAAUAACUCUUGACAGGCAACCAGGAUUCGAUCGCAUAGAACUCGCUCCUCCACCUGUACCCACCUCUGGACAGGUUCCGACUUUCCAGUAUUGAACCGCCUCAUCGAAUCCGGAAUCUGCAUUCAACGGACCAGAUUCCGCUGUCCCUCAGCCAUGGCGUCUUCAAUGCGACGCCUUCACACGUCCAGUCUUCUAGCGUUCCUUCUCGUCCUUCUCAGCUGGACUUGCGUGCAAACAGUGGGGGCAUGGCCUUAUGCCGACUGCUCGGGUCCAAACCCUAUCUUUGCGCUCGAGAGGGCCACUGCUCACUAUGACCGCACUAACAACUCGAUCGGCCUAUUGCUUCAGGGCAAUUUCACAAAUGUCUAUUGGGCUCAAGGGUAUUCUGAAGCGGCCACCAGUCAAUGGAGAACAUCAAUCCAGACAACCAUCAUGGGGACACAGCUCUACAGGAGCGAGGGACCUGCAUGCAUGGCCGACGGGGGCAUGAUUGUUGGCGGCUGUCCAACAGCGCCGGGAAAAGGCACUAUUCAAACAAGCUUCAACAUCUCACAAUCCGCACCAUUUGCAGAGCUGAUGGUGGCCAUGCAGAUCAUUGGCAGCAAUAACCAGUCGAUCGCAUGUGUGGCCAUCCUGCUUGAGCAGACCAUGCCCCGUGUCAGCACCGCCAUCAGCUAUCUGCCCGUAGCCCUCGCCUUCCUCUCGGGCGGAAUCAGUCUUGCGGCAACGACCAUGAGGGCGUCCGUCGGGAACGGAUUCCUGGGCGCAGUCGCAAGCUAUGGUCUGCCCACUGAGGCCAUUUCUGUACACACACCUGGACUCUUCGACGUCAUCUUUUAUACGCAGUUCAUGCUGAUGACAGGACAGCUCUCGAUCAACUAUCCUUCGUUCUACUCGACAUUCACAGCGCUCUUCCAUUGGUCGUUCUUGCAGUUUUCUCACACGCUCCUUGGAAAGGGGCCAGCUAACGCGACAGAUGUACUGGCGUAUGGAGGAUCAGGAUCGGUGAACCUGGCCAAGAACUCACAGGAAAACGGCACCUGGAGCAACAGCAGUCAGGCCUGGAGUAGCUACAGCAGUGAACUUGUCAAGCGGCAACGCCUGCAGCAAGCCGCACAGAAAGACCUCUUCUCCCUCUACCACGGAAUCGCACCGGCUAUCGGCACGACAGAGGCCGCAGUCGCCCUCAGACCUGGAUCGACGACGACGCCACCAAUCCCUACGCGGACAGUUCAUUGGAAGAUGCGGCAGAUUGUGUCACCUUCUAUUGCCACCACCAUUCCAACAUCCACGCAUCCAUCACCAUCAGUUUUGCCUUCACCGCCGUCCUCUUCUCCUUCUUCAUCCUCUUCCAGCUCUUCCAGCUCAUCUUCAGAGUCAACCAGCGCUUCAGAUCCAUCCUCAGAGUCGCCGUCGUCCAGUCAUACUAAAUCUUCCGGAGCAAGACCUACAACUGCCCCAACGACGACCAUCCGCCGGCCAACAACGACGACCACCACCACCACGGCAACCCUCGGUAUCCCAACCAUCACCGAUCCAUUCACAAACACUCAGCACAACGUGUCUCGAUUUGGAGUUGAGGCGUAUGCGGCAGCGAUUGGUGCAUUCCCUUCCUCGCUAUUCCUGGGAACAUUGAUUAAUGCAGCCCUUGCAGCGAUAGCAUCCCUUGUCCUAUCGGCUGCGCUACUCGGGGUUGCAUGGAUCAUGGCCAAGGAGAACCAUCAAAGGGGCAAGACACUCUACCAUGCACUCAACUUUGUUGCAGGAAAUCUGCUUCGAGUCUGGCUACUGCUUUAUACUCCAUUGGCUCUUUCGGCCAUGUACCAGCUGACGCUAUCGGGCAAUGUAGGACUCACAGUCGCGUCCGCAGCAAGUCUGUUGAUCAUCUCUGUCGGUGCCACCAUCUUCUUCACCUGGCGGAUCCUCCGUGCCUCCUCAGACCUCCUGCUCUACGACGAUCAGGCCACGCUGCUCAAGUACGGCGCUUUGUACAACACAUUAUCCCAGGGAGGAACGCUCUUCUUCUUGGUGACGCUGUUGGUCCGGUUUCUAUGGGGACUGGCAGUCACCAUGCUCUCGUCGUUCGGUAUCGCUCAGGUCACGGUCCUGAUGGUCGUCGAAUUUGGAUACGUACUCGUCAUUAGUAUCAAAUGGCCGUACGUGGAAUCGGGAGACAACAAGUUCCAUUUGUUCUUGGGAAUCAUCCGGAUCGUCAUCACAGGAUGUUCGAUUGCAUAUAUUCACGACUUGGAGGCAUCGCCGGACUUGAGGCAGCUGUUCGCAUAUAUCCAGAUGGCGCUGCAUCUAGCCGUAUUCAUUGUGAUAUUUGCACUGGCGUUGUGGAACUUCAUUCAGGUGUGCAUGUUCUGGAAAGUGAGGCACUCGGACUCUUGGAGGGGACCUACGAAGACCUACAAUUUUGAGGAUCCAGUUGAGGAAGUCGAUCAAGGAUGGGGGCUUGCAAGAGGUGGAGGCGGCCAUACAAGGGGUGUUGUCGCUCGUCGGCAUGAUGGCGAAGAUGACGAUGCGGAUGAGUUUGGCCCGGCCAAGGGUAGGAGAUUCACAGUGAUGUCGUACUUAUCCUUGGGCAGCGGCAGUCAUGGGGACCGAAGCAGUUCGAUGCAGCACGCUCUCCAUGGACCUUCGCCCACGCACCACCAACUGCAGCACCUCGACAGUUCGGAAGACGAUACGCUGAGGUACGGGUCACCGGCAGAAAGGUAUCGACAGUCGAGACUCAUGGAUCAUCCCAGGACUCGGUUUACACAACCAGCAUCUUCAGAUGAUGACCCGGCAGCAAAUGAGGCGGUGAUGGAUAGGCGAUUCGACAUCUUGAUCCCUCUGACAGGGGCAACCGGAUCGAAUACUUUGCCUUCUCGUCCAAGCUCACAGAUUAUUCCAUCCAGCGAAGCAGGCAGUUCAGCCAAAAUGCAUCCUCAGCAAUCAUCACCCGCCACAAGCAGGGGACAUCUGCCACAGCGAGAAUCGUAUGCCAAUUUUCAGAGAAUGUCACAUCAGCAGACAGCGCCUGACCCGAGGACAAGGAGAAUGUCGGAUAUUACGCGCGAUGGACCAUACCUUUACAAUCCUCGGAGGGAGGAGCAGGGAGACUCUCGGCCUGCUAUGCCAGAGGAACCGAAACCAAGCAUUUGGGCUGGGCUGAAGACAUCACUCGGCAACGCAUUCCGAUUCGGCCAGCGCUCUUCCAGCGCUCCUUCUGGGGAUGGAUCGAAACUCAAGGCUUUUGAAGUCAUGCGACCACCACGCCGCAACUUCAGAAACGAGCCGUCGUCGGCUGGAUCUGCGGAUGAAACAGGGUCCCAUGCAGGGGGGGACCAACCUCGAGAGCUCAAUUCGCUGGGAAUCUCAAGAUUCUUUCAAGAGUCGGACCGUGGAUACGAAAGGAACCGCAGUCUAUUUGUGGCGAACCCUUCGGCUAUGAUCUCCAGGACGGGCAGUUUGAUCUCGACAGUUUCAGGAGCUGUGCAUCCGAAUACGGCAUCUGCAAAGCUGAACAGGAACGAGUCUGGCACUGCAGACUCGGCCCAGACGUUCAGCUAUGCUCGAUCACGAGGAGCUGGAGUUGCAUCGGGACUUGGACCUGGAAUACUGGGACUAGGCGUCGCUGGGGAUAGAGGCUCGAUUGUUGUGAAUGGAGCUCCUGGAGCGUACAGUUCCAUAUCUGAGCACGGUGGCACGGCUUCUAUAUCGGAUCAGGAUUCGCAUCGAGCUCCCUUGGUGGCGGCGGGUGGAUCAGGAAGUGGUGCAGGCAGCCAAUUGUAUCCGUCAAGGCAUUCAGCGGACAGCAGCAACAACAUCGCGGAAGCGCUCACUAUCGAUGCACCUUUGUUGUUACAAGGGGGAGGAAUUCUGAGAGUCUCUAAGGGUCCCGAGAAAGUGGUGCAGUACUGGCACAAGGACUUAGGUCAGUACGUGGAGUCGAUCGCUGAGUCCCUGAAGGAUGAAAAGCUCCAGGAACGACAGCAAAUCGCCGAAGCAGUGGGCGAAGAAGUAGAGUCGUCGACGCCAGCCGUACUACCACCCUCUAUCCAGAUCCAGCAGCAACAACUACAACAACAACAACAACAACAACAACAACAAUUAUCACAACCAGAGCAGCAUCGGCAGCAAGAGCAGAGAGAGAAACCGUCGUCAACCUCGCCCUCCAUCCGGAGCCGAUCUAUCACUGAAAGCAGUACCGGCGGUGGUGGUGGUGGUGGUGGUAGUGGAGGACUUGGCAGUAGCGCGCCUGAAAGCCCCACGGAGAGUCAGGAAAGCCCUACAUCCGCCAACGUGGCUGCGAGCGCAGGACGUAUGCACGAGAUCCUGGGGCGUAUGUUUUCUGAUCGGUCGGUGCGUCUGCACAGCGAUCAUGAGCAGGAUUCAGAUUCAUUGCUGAGCGAGGACACAGCAUCGACAUUCUCGGGAAGGAUGUCGGGAGGCCAACGAUCGAUUAUGCAGCAGACCCGGGCGUUUCCACAGGCAGCAGAGCAGCAUGAUCAUGAAAAUGGGACUGAUAAACAGCUGGCGGAUGAUGUGCAGUCGAUCGAUCGAUAUGAUAUGUUGGAGCCUGUACCAGAGAACUCGGACAUGGAGUCGGAGCAGGAUUCGGACAUGACACAACGACAGUCGAGCUUUACGCCCCUUUUCGAUCCCAAUUAUACUAUUGCAGCUGCUGAAACCGAAGCUGGAACCAAGACAGCGACGACACUAUCAACUCCAGAAAGUCCGCUCAAGCGCUCCUUGUCCUCGGCAGCAGAGAAACGCCAGUCGGGCACGUCGCUGAUGCGCACACUCACAGGACCGACUACCAAGCCUUCUUCGGGUGCAACAGGCCUCCGAUCGACACUAAUGAAAUCCAAACAGAACUCGCUCUCGCGCCCACUGGCCCACUCCCCGCUUCACUCGCCCUCAGUACAACUUGGCUCUAGCGGAAGCGAUCUGAGUCGACAGUCGUCUUUGCAGUCUGGAUACUUGGAUAUGACAUGGCUUGACCACCACAACGGACUCAAUGACCGGGAACGACAGAACCAAUUUUUGAACCGGAACGCGUCAGUUGGCACGGUGCGGAGUGAGGCAUCGUACGUAACAGCGAGGUCGCAGUACCCUUCUGAUGAAGACGAUCAAGGAGGAUUGUAAGAUUGCACUGUACAACAGGAACACGAAGAGAAGACGCAGGCAUCCUUGUAUUUUUAAGAAGCACACCUGAAUAAAG